UUGCAUCGCGGUAGGCUAAAGCGAGCUUUCAUCUUCAUCUCCGUCCAACGAUGGUGACGAAGGGUCAAAGAUGAUGGUGACCGUCAGCAUCAAAGUCCAGACAGCCUCUUGAGAAUCGACCACCUCCCUACUGCUCGCUCGCGAGGAAAGAAAGCACCAAAGAAUGGCAAGGACGAGCCACAAUGAAAGCGAGAACAGAGCCGGGUCUUUCUUCCUCGCGACGCUGCUUCUGUGGCUGGUCUCGGUUCUGUUGGAGAUAGCCUUCAACAAGAGGAGAGAGCUGCUCUUCAUCCUCGUGGGAUGUUGCUUCUACCAGACCGCGAAUUGGGUCGUCCGGUCCUGCGUCUCUCGCGACCCUCUGUUCGUCAACACCUCCGUCUCUCUCCUCCACUCCACCAUCACCUCUUCCUCAGUGGUCUUCAUUUUACUAAAUUUGUGGUUAAAAGAGGGUAAUAAGGACAUCUUUGAGCAUUCGCAGUUGGUUGGGGCUGCCUGGCCUUGGGCAUACAAGGCAUUGUGCUUCUCCUGUGGUUAUUUUGCGUAUGAUCAAUGGGAUAUGCUACAGUACCGACUGUAUAGUGGUCGGAUACCUUCCAUCCUAGUGCAUCAUUUGAUACUCCUUAUAUGCUUUACUCUUGCUCUAUAUCGAAAUGUCACCAUCAACUAUCUUAUCUUGACCCUCAUUUGCGAGAUACAUUCCAUAUUCCUGCACACAAGGAAAGUACGGAGAAUGGCCGGUAUUCGCGAUGCCAAGAGUGUGGUGGUGACGAUUGAGUGGGUUCUGAACUGGGUCUUCUUCUUUGUCGCGAGGUUAGCAGCUCAUGUUUUCAUAACAGCAAAGCUCAUAAUAGAUGCUUCCAAAUUCGAUAAGGGCAUCGAGUUGCCACUUGCCUUGUUUGGGAUGGCUGGAAUGAACUUGCUCAAUAUUGGUCUUGGAUUUGAUCUCUUCGGUGCUUUCAAGAGAGAGAUGUGGACAUCGCAGAGUAACCAUCGCCGUGAAUGAAUGCCAUUGCUGAGCCCACGAGCACACAAAUUUGUUGUGCUUACGCCCCUUGCCGUUAUGGGAUGGCCAGAAUGAGCUUGCUCAGUGUCAGUCUCGGCAUUGAUCUCUUCAGUACUUUCAAGAGAGAGCUGUGGACCUUGAAAAGUGACCGUGUUCAUGAAUGAAUCGCCUUUGCCAAGCCCGAGAGUUGAUAAAUUUGUUCUAUCUUGUAAAAUCUGAUUCUUUUCAUUGUCUUGUGUUGAAAUUGACGCAGUUUUGGAAAACCGUCAUGAACAUUGUAAAAUUUUUGAGAU
Molecule: messenger RNA, 1296 nt
Organism: Rhodamnia argentea
Lineage: Eukaryota; Viridiplantae; Streptophyta; Magnoliopsida; Myrtales; Myrtaceae
Product: TLC domain-containing protein 2
Exons: 3
Coding region: 164-1003 (279 amino acids)
Biological process (GO): regulation of membrane lipid distribution; plasma membrane organization; phospholipid homeostasis
Cellular component (GO): plasma membrane
Source: RefSeq, a predicted model, not a curated record